AUGAUCUUCGGCAAGAAGCUCAUCAGCCUCGACGUCAUCGGCUACCUCAACAUCUACCGCUACGAUCCCAGGGAGCUUCCCAGAUUGGCGAAGACAGAUGGAGAAAGAGAGUGGUACUUCUACGUGCCGAGGGACAGGAAGCACGGGGGAAGCAACGGGCGGCCGAACCGGACGACGGAGAAAGGGUUCUGGAAGGAGACCAGGUCGGACCAGAAGAUAUGGCGGCUGUCGGAGCCCGAGAGGCAGAUUGGGCUGAGGAAGACUCUGGUUUUCUACCAAGGGAGAGCUCCGAGAGGGACAAAGACCGAUUGGGUCAUGAAUGAGUACCGCCUCCCUGACUCUUCCUCUCUUCCCUGA
This is a messenger RNA of Linum tenue, 357 nucleotides long. NCBI's taxonomy places the organism in Eukaryota, Viridiplantae, Streptophyta, Magnoliopsida, Malpighiales, Linaceae. The record is from the annotation of a GenBank genome assembly.